AUGUCUAAUCGGAUCUAUGAGCGGCAACUAGACUUUCGGGUCAACCAGCAGCCAGCAAAGGCGUUCGACGACAGCCUUCUGCACGCCGGGGUCCAGGCGAGGAAGCGCAAACGUGGAGAUACUGAGGGACAUGGCAACAAGAAGCAGAAGCAGGCAGACGCUGGUCCAACGAAGUUGAGCGCACGCAGGGCUGUCAAGACCGAGAUUCAUGCCGACGCCUGGCAUGUCAUCUUCACCCACUGCGAUCCGUCAAUGCUCUUCGCCUUGAAGAGCGUGAACCGAGAGUUCCGCAAGCUCCUCGACUAUGAGGGCACUUGGAAGAAAUGUCGCCUCAACAACUAUGGCGAGGACGUCCCACCACCUCCGGCCGGUUUGAAGGAGUACCAAUAUCUCGAUCUUCUCGACGGACAGAAGGAUUGCAUGUCGUGCGGUCAGAAGGGCAUCCGAAAGACGUAUUGGCCCUUUCUGCGUCGCUGGUGCAAGUCAUGCUUCAAGAAGAAGACCAUGAAGCGUGUUGAUGCUCUACUACACCUCGAGGCCGCUCCCAAUCUACUUGAUUGCAUCAUCUUCGCUACCACAGACCAGUUCUACAACUACGAACGGGUCGGAACGAAUGGGAUGAGUGGCCGGUCAAUCCAGCAGCACUCUGUCUGCCUUCGCGAGGAUGUUACGCGGAUAUCCAAGGAAUACGAGGUCUUCAUAAGCAGCAUGCCAACGGAUGCUACCCUGUCGCCAGAGGUCAAGGAAAUGAAAAAGGAACAGUGGAGGAAUCAGAAGGUGUCUGAGGUACAGGCGCUUCAGAGGGAUAUCGAAACUCUUGAAGCCUGGGCUCGUCAGAAUCUCUCCGAUCGCAGCUUGAAGAUCCAGGACGUCAAAGGCCAACGAAAGGCAGCCUUUGUAUCAAGAGCUCUGUCGCUAGAGCCACCUAUCACAGAAGAACUUCUGAAGUUCAUGAAGCCAUUCCACGACGCUAUCCAGAUCAACAAGCCGUUUUCGGAAAAGUCGUGGACGACGCUUCGCACUAAGUUGGAGGACCGGCGAGCUGCAGCGGAGGCGAUGUUAGCCUUCGAGAAACUGGCAAAAGACCACGACCGAAUGAAUGCUUGGCAGGACUACCAGAGGCAGCGCGAUUGGCAUACUUCUGAACAACAGGAGCGCGUGCGUAAAGUGGCUAGCGAAGUCAUACGUAAUCUGGAAGCCGAGUCCGCAGCCUUAGGCCCGAUGGAUUACCAGGAGUUCACUAUCCGCGCGUUACAAGAGAUUCACAGCCGAUGCGAGAAGGCUCUUCCACUAGGCGUGCCCAAGAACUUUCCAGCCGAGCUCAGGCAGCACCUCCUAGGUUCCGUUCUUGCCAUUGACGAUGCGAUCAUGCUCUACGCGAGGGAUAUCCGACCCGCUAUCGACAGGCUCCCAGAUGCGCCACCCGCGAGGCAGAGGCUUUUCAAGUGUCCUGGAUGUAUGCGGAACGAUACUACCCACCUAUAUCAGUUUCAUGACCUUUUCAAGCACAUUCGUGACAAACACGCAUGUUUUGCUAGCGCUUUCGACAGCUUCUGGUGGGCUGGGGGUAAGGAUGCUCGGCCGCUGUGGUUCGCCGUUCCCUGGCCGCGCAAUUUGCCUCUACUAGCGAAACACCAGAAGGCGGACGGAAAGUAUGAUCCUGAUGCUGUGACUCCGUACAAACGACCUGUACAGAUUACGCAGUCAUCAGCUGCGGGCACUAUCUCUGCAUUUGAAGGACGAUCCGCCGGCACACUGCCCACCUCAGCUGCCGACGAGUCAACCGCCGACAGACCAGCCGGUUUUGUCGGCAACAUCGUCGAUGCCUCACGAGUUCUCCGCAGGACGCCGCUGGGUCCGCAGUUCAGAAGCAGAAUCGCCCUGUCUUACGCCUUGGAGAAACAUUCAUCUCAUUCUAUCCACGGCGCUAGUGACUGGAGCUUUUCGACUAUAGAGGACGGUACAGGAGUCAAAUAUGAACCACUUCCUUCCAUCGCCCUGGCUGAAGAAAUGAUCAAGGCCCUCGCCAAGGAUGGCGAUCACGACCUGUUCAACCGCCUUUGCUGCGAAGCUUGCGCAACGGAUCGCCACAACGCUACUAACGCCUUUGGCAAAAAUCACGGCGCCACUCCGCAAUCUCGCGAGGAGCUCGUCACGCACUACCGGUCCGCCCAUCGCCACCACUAUGGGCAGAGAAUGGAAAUGAGGGCCUGGACCGAGAAGCUGUUCAAGCUGCCGACUGGCGAGGAGCUGUGGAUUGCGCUGACCCAGCCGGCCAUGGGCGUCGCGAUGGCGGCUUUCGAUACACUCUUCCCGAAGAAUCCCUCGAGUGGCAAUUGA
Messenger RNA from Coniosporium apollinis CBS 100218, 2340 nucleotides. RefSeq lists its product as uncharacterized. The transcript is spliced from 2 exons. The record is from RefSeq and is a predicted model, not a curated record. Lineage: Eukaryota; Fungi; Ascomycota; Dothideomycetes. The coding region runs from base 1 to 2340 and encodes 779 amino acids.